GAGGGAUAUUGAACGCUUCCUUAGAGGCUUCGGCAAGAUCGUUGAGAUUAGCCUCAAGAACGGGUAUGCAUUUGUGGAGCUUGAAGAUGGCCGGGAUGCGGAUAGUGCCGUGUACGAGCUGAACGGCCGCGACCUGUGUGGGGACCCGGUGGUGGUGGAACACGCCCGGGGGCGGCCGGGAGGUAGACUCACCGCUUCCUGCCCUGGAGUAGAGAAAACAACUCGCGCCUGUGUUUUUCCUCGAGUGCAGUUAAAAGUCUACUGAAAAUGCAUUGUUUAUACUGCUGAACUGUGUUGAUGAGCGGUUGUUUUUAAAUGUACAUUACAUAUAUAUUGCAAAUGCCUUACACAGUACUUUGUUAUAUUUUAUGGAAAUGUAUGUUUUGCAUUUUAAAGUGUUUCUGAUGUUCUUAAGACCACGGGUUAUUUCAAUAUUGGAUCUGUUAUUUAGAAGUAACAACUAAAUAUUUAACAAUGGUCUAUUGCCUAGUUAAUAUUUAUAUCCGAGUUAACUCAUGCGGUGGUUCCUUGCAAACACUGCAAAUGAUUAAUUAUAGCUUUAAUAUGAUCUUACAUAACCCGUCAUCCAGUCUACUUAAAUAAUUUACCCGUGCUCUUGAGCUUUUCUAUGAAUUGUUGAAUGUUUUCUCUUUAAACUUAACCACCGAUUUAACAAAGUCGUCAAUGUUUUGAAUCAAGAAUCUCUAAGAUGCCUGUUCCAAUGGCCAUGGCCUUACCUUACCAACCAACCAACCAACCGCACCAACCCAUCCACUCCGUACCGUACCAACCUACCCGUUCCAUUCCCAUGGCCCUUGGCUGCCCUUGCCGGAGCCUCCUCCUGCGGCCUCACUUGCCUUUAGACCCGGUUGGUGCUUCUUCAAUUUUCGGAGGACGCUCCGGACUCUACAGGCCUCCAAUCCGCACCGAGUACCGGCUCGUAGUGGAGAACCUCUCCACCCGCUGCGAUGCAGAACAGCUGAAGGACUCGCUGCGCCGUGCUGGCGAGGUGAUGUAUGGCGAAGCGCACGUGGAGCGAGAUAAUGAGGGCUUUGUGGAGUUCCGCACGUUUGUGGACAUGAAGCGAGCUCUGGACGAGCUUGACGGCAUGGAGCUCUUUGGCCGCAAGCUCAAGCUGAGGGAGGAGCGCUCCAACAGGACGCUGCGCGCUAAACGCCGCAGUCGAUCGAGGUCACGCUCGAGAAACCGCCGCCGAAGGCUGAACCGGGCAAAACGUUCGCGAAGCAGGAGUGGCAGAAGGGCGCGACGACGCAGCCGCACACGCAGCCGAUCCAGGACUCGUUCACCGGCAAAGCGUAAACGAGGCAGGGACAGCAGGUCCCAUUCACGGUCUCGCAGAAAGAAAAGUCGCUCGCGCAGCCGCUCUGUGUCUGCCGGUAAAACAAACGGCAGGAACGGCGGGAAGCGGUCGACAUCCAGGUCUCGAACAAAAUCUCGGUCUCGGUCCAGGUCUCGCAAGAGGGUCAGGCGAUCGCGUUCCCGCUCCAAGUCGAGGUCUCCUAGACGCGCAAAGAAUGUGCGCUCUCGCUCCAAGUCGAGAUCUCCCAAGCGGGCGAAGAACGCCAGGUCCCGAUCCAGGUCCGCGUCCGCCAAGGGAAGGAAGUAUAGCAAGUCACGCUCGAGGUCUCCAUCCCCAAAGGCCAGGAAAUACUCGAGGUCCCAUUCUCGGUCGAGGUCUCCCAAGGGAAGGAAAACCAGCAGGUCUCGCUCCAGGUCUGUGUCUCCCAAGAAAAGGAAAAAUAGUAAGUCUCGCUCGAGGUCUCGAUCUCUCAGAGGACGGAAGAACAUCAGGUCUCGUUCUCGGUCGAGGUCUGCCAAGGGAAGGAAAAACAGUAGAUCUCGCUCCAGGUCUAGAUCUCUCAAGGGAAUGAAGAAGAAGGUUAGAUCUCGCUCCAGGUCUCCCAAGAGAGGAAGAAAUGCCAGGUCUCGCUCCAGAUCUGUAUCUCCUCCUAAGGCACGGAAGAUUGCCAGGUCUCGCUCGAGGUCUAGAUCUCCCAAAGCAAGGAAGAACGUGAGGUCUAGUUCUAGGUCAAAGUCUCCCAAAGGAAGGAAAAACAGCAGGUCUCGUUCCAGGUCUCUAAAGGCAAAGAAAAAAGUCGCAUCUCGUUCUCGGUCACGGUCUCCUAAGAGAGGGAAGAAUGACAGAUCUCGCUCCAGGUCUCUCAAGGGAAAGAGAGACAGCAGAUCUCGCUCCAGGUCUCUCAAGGGAAAGAGAAACAGCAAAUCUCGUUCCAGAUCAGGAUCUCCUAAGGGUAGAAAGAACACCAGGUCUCGCUCUGGUUCCAGGUCACCCGAGGGAAAGAAAGACAGCCCAUCUCGCUCUAGGUCUCGAUCUCCGAAGGAAAAGGAAAAGAUGAAGCCUCUCUCAAAAUCCAAGUCGCCAUCACCGUCGAGGCAGAGGUCUCGGUCUCGCUCCGCGUCUCAGACAAGGUCAAAGUCGAGGUCUCCCUCCUGCCCGAAACCUGCCUCCAACUCGAGCUGCCCCACGACCGCUAAACAUUAGAAACAAUUGUUGGGUUUCUUACAUUGGAUUUUUGAAGGGGUGUUAAAGGGGGUGUUUGUAAUUAUUAUUAUCAAAAACAUUUUUACCGUUUCACUUCACAGGUUAACACUGGCAUUCGUAUGAAUGAGGUAGUAAUCCAUUUAUAGUGAACUCCUUAUUUUUAAUAGAUGUUUGAUUUGUCUGCAUUGAGCCCCUCAUGCUUUUGUGAAUUGUUUUUUUUUCCCCCAUAAGGCAAUCAUUUCCGUAGGAGCUUGGUUUGUUGCUGUGUUAAUGAACAAUCUUCAAAAAUGACGACUCCAGGGUUGCAAUAGAUGGCAACAGGGUAAUACAAGCAUGCAUUCUUUCUUGGCUGUGAUGUGUGCCCUCUUCGUUCCUGUGAAAGGUGAAAAUUAUAGUAAGCUGCCAGUAAGUCACGAAAUUGUGAUGUUAUAAGGCAGUCCUUUCACUCGCCCAAUUGACAACGAGCAGACAUUUUUGAGUGAAUGGCCAUGACGUGUUUUUUUCGGUACAUAUGUAUGUUGAACUUCUUUUGCACUGUACGUAGCCAAUCGUGCUCAUCGGACGUGCAGGGGAAGGACAAAAAACUAAACAUAAGAACAGUUCUAAAAAAAUUGUUUUGAAUUUAGAUUUAAAAGUCCAUAGAUCCAGUGGCUUCCUCUUAUUGGAAGGAAGAGUGUUCCAGACGGCCGUGAAAGCGCGCAAUGCAGCAACCGUCUUUGUUAGAUGGUUAGACAAACUCCACUGCAAGGAUACACAGAACAUAGUAUAAUGUGCCAUGCACAUUUCUGCAUUAAAUUUAUUGUACAAUUGAUGCUAUGUCCACCUUGCUAAAUGAGAGCUGUGUGGAGUACUUAACCAGGCAUAUUGCAAUCUUGGAAUUCCUUGUUGCCAAGAAGAUAAUUAUUGAUUUGUAUUACAGUAAAUUACACCCUUUGCUGUAUACUUCAUUAUUAAAAAAAAUAAACCGCCUCCACGUGGAAUACAUG
This is a messenger RNA of Lethenteron reissneri (Far Eastern brook lamprey), 3510 nucleotides long. RefSeq names its product serine/arginine-rich splicing factor 6-like. Gene Ontology annotation, molecular function: RNA binding. NCBI's taxonomy places the organism in Eukaryota, Metazoa, Chordata, Hyperoartia, Petromyzontiformes, Petromyzontidae. The record is from RefSeq and is a predicted model, not a curated record.